This is a messenger RNA of Saccharomycopsis crataegensis, 4131 nucleotides long. It is a transcript of the gene UBP12, whose product is annotated as putative ubiquitin-specific protease UBP12. NCBI's taxonomy places the organism in Eukaryota, Fungi, Ascomycota, Saccharomycetes, Ascoideales, Saccharomycopsidaceae. Bases 1 to 4131 code for a protein of 1376 amino acids. Gene Ontology annotation, biological process: protein deubiquitination. The record is from RefSeq and is a predicted model, not a curated record. The transcript has a single exon. Gene Ontology annotation, molecular function: cysteine-type deubiquitinase activity.
AUGCUGGAUGAAGUGGUAAAAGGGGUCCCUGAAAAAGAUGACGGGGACUUGAAUCACCCACAACCCCCACAGAAACAACAAGACCAAGGUGAUGGUAACAUUUACGAGGAUAAUUCAAAUGAUGAAGAUGAGAAGGACUUUGUGUCCAGCAAAUCAACUAUAAGCAGCGAGAGUCUCUAUAGCGUCAACAAGAAUGAAUUGGACAUCCCCACGCUUAGUGAUCAGCGCCAGCAGUUCUUCGAGGCACAAAGAGAAGUGGGUGUCAACGGGAUUGUCUUUAUGCUCCCUAAUGAAUGGUUGACGUCUUUUUUGAAAGAUGCCUCUUUAGAAUCAUUACCAACUACAGAAUUGAUCCAGCAGCUUGGCCAGAUCGAUACAUCGUUAAUCUUGGCAGACGCUAAAAAUCCAAAUUUACUCAAACACAACUUCAACUAUGAUCACAGUAAUCAAUGCUACACUCCAGUGUCCAAGAAUUCAUGGAUUCUAUUAGUACGCUGGUAUGGUUUAAAGCCGGGUUGUGUACCAGUCACAAGAAUGGUUCUUACUAAUAAAGAAACUGGUGAGCCAAUGAUUGAAUAUUAUAUCCCAAGUUUCAACUUGAGAAAGUUGACCGUGGGCCCGCUUUCAAAACUUAAUUCCUAUUCCAAAAAUUACAGAAUCCUUCAUGAAAAUCAAAAUAUUUAUUUUUCUGGCUCGAAAACAGUUAGUGAACUUUACAUUUAUAUUUUGGAGUUCAUCAAAGAAAAUAUUGAAAUUGAUAAUGCAAACGUCCAACUACGACUUUGGUUUUUACAGGAUGAAAACAUUGAGAGUGCCCCCCUUUUUUUAAAUCUCACAUAUUUCAAAAAAAUUGCAAGCAAAACACUAUUAACCCCGAACUCAUUUGAUAGCCGCUUAGAUGAUUUGAAUAUCGCUGGUGGGAACAUGUUGAUCGAACUCAAUGAUUAUGCAGGAAACUUCCCGACGGAAACUCUCAUUAGAAAGUUGGAAUUCCUAGAAAACGAUAAUGGACCUCAUCAAGAAAGCGAAGAUAAUGAUAGUGACUCGCCGGACUCAAGGAACAAGAGUAUCUCGUUAGUCAAGGAUCCCGCCGAUGGCAGAAAAGGUCUCAAUAACCUUGGUAAUACUUGUUACAUGAAUUCUGCUAUCCAGUGUUUAGUUCACGUUCCUGAAUUGGCAAAUUACUUUUUUCACAAUAUUCAUGAGCGUGAAUUGAACACCAGCAAUCCGCUUGGUAGUGGUGGGAAAAUCGCCAAUAGUUUUGGUAACUUGAUUCAUCAAUUGUAUGACUACAAGACAAAGAACAGUAAUAAUUUAAGGUCAGCAGUUGCUCCCAGAGAAUUUAAGGCUAUUGUGGGACAUUUCAACAAUAUGUUUGCUGGAUAUCAACAACAAGACUCUCAAGAAUUCAUCGCGUUCUUGUUGGAUGGGCUACAUGAGGAUCUAAACCGAAUUUUAAAUAAACCAUACACCGAGAAACCAGAGAUCUCACCAGAUUUGAUUCAUGAUAAGCAUGAAGUCAGAAAAUUAGCAGAGAAUUGUUGGAAAAAUCACAAAUUGAGAAAUGAUUCUGUCAUUUUGGAUUUAUUCGUUGGUUUAUAUCAAUCAACUUUGAAGUGUCCUGAAUGUAACCACAUUUCAUUAACCUUUGACCCUUAUAAUGAUUUGACUUUGCCAAUUCCAAUCACUACCAAGUGGUACCAUAAUAUUUAUAUUCUUCCAGAUAAUGAAAACUCAAAACUUUUGUCUCUUGAAGUUGAAUUGAAUAAAACAGCAACAUACGAUGAUUUGAAGGCAUUCGUUGCUAAAAAAUUGAAAAUGAAUUUUCAGGACUUGUUUGGCUUUGAAAUUUUUCAAAAUCAAUUCUAUCAAAACUUGGAAGAUGAUGACAACAACUCAAAGUUUUUACCAAUUGGUGACUUAAUUUCUGAGCAAGAUGUCAUUGUAUUAUAUGAACUUAAAGAUAUAACCAAGUCUGAUACAAUUGUUUCUGUCAUAAAUUCUGUCAAGCAGGAGGGUUUCACAGGGUCAAAGUCAUUUGGAAUUCCUUUCUUAAUAAAGCUUACCCAGAAUGAGGCUAAAUCCUUUGGGUCAAUCAGAGAAAAAAUUGAAGCAAAGUAUAGCAGUUUAUCAACGUACGAAUAUUUUAGACUCAUUCGCAAAAAUAAUAAUGAUGAACAAACAUCAAAGAAAAGAAAAUAUUUCAAAACUGAGGAUUUCCCUCAAAUUGACAAGCUCCUUGCCAAGAAUGGAGUCAACCUCAAGGACAGGGAGAAUUUCAAGCAAAAGAAGUUCAAAAAACCAAAUCCAAGCAAAACUUUUGGAUCAAGCUCUAAGAUUAUGGAAUUCAAAACAUCUAUAACAGAGACUGAACCGACUUCAUUAUUGGUUGUUGAUACCAUAGACCAUAUAGGAUCAGAGGCCUCGGAUGCUAACUCUGAAUUGAUAGAUAAAUCUCAAAAAUCUACCGACUCUCAAAUUUCGGAGGAUGAUGAUUCAGAUUAUGAUUCAGACAUUUCAAUUGCUAAUCCGGAGUUUUCGAGCAAUUAUGCGUUUGAAAUCAAAUUAUACAAUAACAAAAGCUCUGGAUAUUCGCGGAAGUACCGCUAUGGAAAGUUUGAUAAUCAAAGAUUUGAGGCUAACAAUGAUGAUAAUGAUACAAUCAAAAUCAAAGUUCCAUAUACUAGUGGCCAACUCAAUAAUUCGACUAAUUUGAUUGAUAAAUUACCAAUGGCCAAGAGAUUAUUUUAUUCGUAUUGCGUGGAUGAUUAUAAUGGAUUGUCAUCAGAUGAUACUAAUAUCAAGGAUUCUAGUGAAGAGAAAAUUCCAGAACUAUCUGAAACAAGCUCAUCAAUUGAUGUGCCUAUUGCCGUUGUUGAUCAAAACUCACAAGAAGAGACUGAUGGUAUGGAAGUUGAGCCAGCUGGUGAGAAUGCCGCCCCAGAAAUGAGCUCUACUUAUGAUAAUGCUGCUGAGCUUUCUGAAUCUGACAGUAAUAACCUAAAGUAUGGUCCAAUUAAUUUAAAUAAUGAUGAUGAUGAUGAUGAUGAUAAUGAUGAUGGUAGCAGUGAUGGUCAAAUGGGAACUCUCCUUUCGGAUAAAGGAAACUCACUGGACAGUGAUAUGAAUUUCGACCUGGUUAAUCAGAAACAAAAGAAUUGUCCAGCAGACAAUCAUCUGGUUUUGGUUUCUCCUAAUGACUGUCUUAUUUGUGAAUGGGACCCAAACUUGUUUCAGGUAUUUUUCUCAGGGGAUGAAGAAGAAGGCGAAGGGGGUAAAAGUACUUGGGAUAAUCCAGUAGUAGUUCCAAAUCCAGAACUUGAAGAGAGCAGAAGAAAAUUACAGGAACUCAAGAGCAAAAACUUGAACUUGAAAGAUUGUUUGGAGACAUUUGCUAAACCAGAAAUCUUGGGGCAAAAUGAUCUUUGGUAUUGUCCUAGCUGUAAAGAGCAUCGUCAGGCAGAAAAGAAGAUUGAACUUUGGUCGACCCCGGAUAUUUUGACAAUUCAUUUGAAACGAUUUGAAAAUCAACGAAGAUUUAGUGAUAAAAUUGAUUGCACUAUCGACUUUCCGAUUGAAAAUCUUAAUAUGUUUGAGUUCGUUUCUGAUAAGCGUGAGGAUAAAUGCUAUAUCUACGAUUUAUUUGCGGUUGAUAAUCAUUUUGGUGGAUUAGGCGGAGGUCAUUACACUGCUUACGCCAAGAAUUUCGUUGACAAUAAAUGGUAUUAUUACGAUGACUCGUCGGUUUCUCCGGCUGAUCCUCAAAAAUCAAUUUCUGGCGCAGCUUAUUUGUUGUUCUAUAGAAGACGGUCUCUUGAUGUUUUAGGGGGCAAACUUUUCAAACGCCUUCUAGAAGAAGCCCGGAGACAGGAGGAAAUCAAUUUGGAGAAACAACGACAAGAAGAAAUCAAGAAUAUCCAAGAAAUUGUCAAGCAAGUGAAAUAUUUUGAUGAUUAUUACAAGCAGGAAGAUCAAAAUGAUGAUAAUGAUGAUGACGAUGAUGAAAAAAUUAAAGAUCCUGAAUCGGAAUCCCCGGUAACUCAGUAUACUCCAGGAUCAGACAAUAUUGUUUCUGAUGACGAAAUUGAUUUUGCGCCGGUAAAUUCUCCUCCACCAGCUAACGAUGAUUAG